This is a messenger RNA of Lachnellula hyalina, 3102 nucleotides long. RefSeq names its product Na(+)/H(+) antiporter (gene SOD22). The record is from RefSeq and is a predicted model, not a curated record. Bases 1 to 3102 code for a protein of 1033 amino acids. Gene Ontology annotation, biological process: regulation of membrane potential; sodium ion export across plasma membrane; proton export across plasma membrane. Gene Ontology annotation, cellular component: plasma membrane. Gene Ontology annotation, molecular function: sodium:proton antiporter activity. The transcript is spliced from 2 exons. Lineage: Eukaryota; Fungi; Ascomycota; Leotiomycetes; Helotiales; Lachnaceae.
AUGGCGUGGGAGCACCUCUCGAUCAAUCGGCCGCAUCUGGUCUAUAUCAUCCUCGGUGGCUUCACCUCCUUGUUCAUGCUGUGCUCCUCAUUCAUCAAGGAGCGAUUGUACAUUGGCGAAGCAACCGUAGCCACCAUUUGUGGGGUCAUUUUCGGGCCUCACGCGGCGAAUCUGAUCGAUCCAGACACAUGGGGUAACACGGACCAAAUAACACUUGAAUUCUCCCGCAUCGUGCUCGUUGUGCAAUGUUUUGCCGUCGGUGUAGAAUUACCAAAGUAUUAUAUGGAAAAGCACUGGCGCAGUGUGGUGUUCCUGCUAAUACCAGUCAUGACAUUUGGAUGGCUGGUUACAAGUUUGUUCAUUUGGUGGAUGAUACCUACGCUGAACUGGCUAGAGAGUUUGUGUUGCGCGGCCUGUGUUACUGCUACAGAUCCUGUCCUCGCCAGUUCCGUUGUUGGUAAAGGCAAGUUCGCCAAAAGAGUGCCGAAACAUUUGAGAGAUGUCCUUUCUGCCGAGUCCGGCUGUAACGACGGCAUGGCAUUUCCAUUCAUCUAUCUUGCUCUGUAUAUUAUUGAGUACAGACAUGAACCCAAUGCCGUUUCCCUUCAUUGGUUCGCAAUUACAAUUCUGUAUGAAUGUGUUUUUGGGGCCUUUUAUGGUUUCAUGGUUGGAUACAUUGGCAGACAUGGCAUUAAACUAGCAGAAAAGCACGAUCUCGUGGACCGGGAAAGCUUUCUCGUCUUCUACUUCGUCCUCGCCCUGUUCUGCGCUGGGUCUGGAAGUAUCCUAGGUGUUGAUGAUCUACUCGUCGGUUUCGCUGCAGGUGUCGGAUUCUCUAAUGAUGGAUGGUUUACACAAAAGACAGAAGAAUCUCACGUCUCCAACGUCAUUGAUCUGUUGCUCAAUCUGGCAUAUUUUGUCUACCUUGGCACAAUCAUCCCCUGGGAACAAUACAACAACGCCGCUAUUGGUCUUACGCCGUGGAGGUUGGUUGUCAUUGCUCUUUUCGUCAUUUUCUUCCGCCGGAUCCCUGUCAUGAUGGCACUGAAACCUUUGAUACCUGAUAUCAAAACAUGGCGAGAGGCUUUGUUUGCGGGUCAUUUUGGCCCCAUCGGAGUCGGAGCUAUUUUUGUUGCUAUUCUUGCCAGAGCUGAACUGGAGGGAGGAUCAACCACACCUUUGGCAACGUAUACUGACCCAGAGGCGAAAAACUACAUCAUUGUUGCGCUUAUCUGGCCUAUCACAACUUUCCUCGUCAUAUCAUCAAUCCUUGUCCACGGCUCAUCAAUUGCAGUUUUCACGCUUGGUAAGCAUAUCAACACACUUCACUUAACAAUGUCAUAUACAACAGCUGGCCCGGACGGCCCGAAUUGGAUGAAUCGACUUCCGCGUAUCUCGUCCACAUCAAGGUCACAGGCGAAAUCUGUCGCAUCAGAGACAGAUGGAGAGCCACUAGACUUGCCUCCUGGGUCUCUUCCUCCUAUUGGCAUGCCAGGAAACUUUCUUCGCCGUCAGAAGGAAGAAGACAACCCGAGUCAUAACGGAAGUCGGGCGUCGUCAAUCAUCCCACGCCGACGCAAGAAAAAGUGGGACGAUGGUCACGGUCCUGGAGGUCCUGUCAGCGAGUCUGCAAUUUAUCCUCAGCGCCGGAGUCAGAGUGAAAAUGUAAGUGUUUCAGAUACUUUGACACCCGGAGAAUCCCCAGCGGAGGCAAACGAUGAUGACGAGAAGAACGAGGGCGAGCUUGGAGAGGUGCAGGAUGACCCUGAGAUGCACGAAAUCUUGCACCGGCAUGAAGACGAUGAGAAGCGAGACCAACAUCGAUCGGAUGCAGAGCGACACCCGGAAGCAACAGAGGUUUACCAAGAAGGGGAUGAUGUAAUUAUUGAAAAUGAAGACGGGGACGUCCUAAGUACCGAACUCAGUCCAUCGAGGACCCGUCGAAAAAUCAAACAGGUCGAAAGGGAACCUUUCGGAGAUAAAGAUUAUCCAGCACACGGGGUCAAGAACCUCCGGAAGAAGCUAGGUGUCUGGAUGCACAAGGACGAGGCAGGUGGAGAAAUCCAUGAGAAUCCCCAAAAGACUAAGAAGGAGCACCACAAGACGCGUGGGCCGGCUCUAGCUUAUCAAUUUGGUAAUACUAUUAUCGUUGAAGAUGAAGACGGAGAAGUUGUAAAGAAAUAUGAUAUUCCCGCAGGUGCGAAGCCCCCGCGAGAAGGCGAGCCAAGUGCUACACGGCAAGGCAUUCAGCGUAUGGGAACUUGGACUGGUUUCAGUAGCAAACCUUCCAAUGCCAACGUUGGGGCAUCGACUUCAAAUACUGCGACGCCAGGUGUAGUUCGUCAAGGCAUUUCAAGGAUGAGCACAUGGACGGGCAAGAAACGAGGUGAAGACGACGGUGAAGAUGACCAAGACGACGACCGGCGUAUUAGGUUUAUGAUCGGUGGCGCUGGCCGCCGUCUAACCAAAGAGGAUUUCCUGAAGGAAAUCCAAGCUCUAGACCCACAGGCUCGAAGUGAGAUUGUUGAAAAUAGCAAUGCAGACCCCGCGAUGAAACUUGCAGCCAAGAAAGACGCUAGUACCGAUAGUCCUGGCAGCAGUAGGUUGCUUAAGGCCGUAGGUCACCAAGCAGCUUCCGGCACCCGCACUGCAACAGCUCUAGGCGCAGAAAUGGCACGUCAGCGGGGAGCGCCGAUCAUGGAGCAAUCAAGCGACAGCGAUGACGAACGCGCCGUACGAAGAAGAGCUCCAACCAAAUACAAAAAGCAAACUUCGCCCGGCAAGCAACCGGCGUCUCCAUCGACUAAUACGGGCGAAACCGCUCCAGAGCGCAGGAGAAGAGAGAAGGCUCUAAAAGGCAUCGACGAUGUCACUCCUGCGCAAAGAGGUAGAGCAAGACAAGCCGAGCCGGAUCUGGACGACCCCGAGGUUGAAACAGCAGCGGAGAAGCGACGGAGAGAGGCUGCAUUGGGAUUUGGUGAUGAGGGUGCGGAAGAUGACAGUGAUAGCGAAGAUGAUGAUACGCCGCGUGUGCCGCCACCUGUCGCAAAGCCACGGGGUAUUCGAUUCGCAGAGAGUCCUCAAAGGGGAGGAAAGAAAUAG